UUUGUCAUCAAACAACUUCAGCUAAUUAUAUAAAUCGCUUUGACUAUAUUGGGUUUUCGUUUGCAAAAAUGAAAAAUAAAAGUUUCCAGUUCUGCACGUUGAUAUUUUAAUGGAGGUUUUCGCUAAAAAACAAAUCAGCUCAAAUUAAUAAAACAAUUCCUAAUGUUGAAAUUUCUCAGAACAAAAUUUCAAUUGAUUCAAGAAAUCCAAACUUUUUACCCAAAACUUUAUUGUAGUAAGGUUUUUGUUAAAUCCUUAAAGGAUAAAAUGGCAAGUGUUCAACACGCACAAACACAACACGGAAAUUCAAAAUUUGUUGAUGAAGAGAACAUAACCGUUUUACGUACAACACAUUCGCCUAUAUCAAAUAUAGAAGAAUUAGAUUUUAAAGAGGUUGAACUGCUUAACAGUGCGAAAUAUUUAAAUGAUGAUUUAGUUUCUAAUGAAGGAGAACCAGCGUCGGAACAUAUUAAAAAGGAAAAUGCUGAUAAAAGCAAGUGUGUAUGGUUCUUUGAUUCCGAAUCUUAUUCUUCAUUAUCGAAAAGUGAAUCAAAUGCAGACAAGCCCCUUACAAAUCCAGAAAAACGAAAAACUCAAGAAAAUCAGAGCAAUUCAGAAUUUAAAAAACCGAAGUUGGAAACAAAAGAUUUAAAAGCAAAGAGACCCGGUUUUUCGGAGGAUCGCUAUAAUGAAACAUCUUAUUAUUUCGAAAAUGGAUUACGCAAAGUGUACCCUUAUUAUUUUACUUUUACAACAUUUACAAAAGGCAGAUGGGUUGGCGAAAAAAUUCUUGAUGUUUUUUCCCGGGAAUUUCGGGCUCACCCUGCAGAAGAAUAUGAAAGGUCUAUUAAUUCGGGAUCUUUAACUGUAAACUACGAGAAAGUUUCAACCAAUUACAUUCUCAAACAUAAUGAUCUACUGGCUAACAUAGUUCACAGACACGAAGUACCAGUUACAAAUCAAUUAAUUGAAAUUAUCGAAAUGGAUUGUAAUAUGGUAGCAAUUAAUAAACCAGCUUCGAUCCCAGUUCAUCCAUGUGGACGUUACCGACACAAUACUGUUGUUUUCAUUUUGGCAAAAGAAUAUAAUUUAAAAAAUUUAAGAACAAUACAUCGUUUGGAUCGCUUAACGUCUGGACUGUUGUUAUUUGGAAGAAACCCUAAGAAAGCAAGAGAAAUGGAGGUACAAAUAAGAAAUCGGGAGGUUAAAAAAGAAUAUGUGUGUCGUGUAGAAGGAAAUUUUCCAAAUGGUGUAAUUGAAUGUAAAGAACCUAUUGAAGUAGUAAGUUAUAAAAUUGGAGUCUGCAAAGUAUCAACGAAAGGCAAAGAUUGUAGCACUUCUUUCCAAAAAUUGAAUUAUGAUGGCAAAAGUAGUAUUGUUUUGUGUAAGCCAAGAACUGGAAGGAUGCAUCAAAUUCGAGUACAUUUACAGUUUUUAGGGUAUCCUAUAAUUAAUGAUCCAUUAUAUAAUCAUGAAGUUUUUGGCCCAAAAAAGGGUAAAGGGGGUGAUAUUGGUGGAAAAAGUGAUGAACAGCUAGUUAAAGAUUUGAUAGAAAUUCAUAACGCAGAAAAUUGGUUGAGUGCUGAAAGGGAUUCUAGUCCCUUCCAAGUUUCUGAUGUUAAUAUAGAAAAUAUAAUAUCCGGAAAUACAAAAAAAGGUGAUAAAUUUGACAAUAAUGAUGAGCACUGUUCAAAUAUCUUUGAACAUCAAAAUAAUACUGAUGCAGUUACUUAUAAUAAAAUCACUGAAAUAAGAAGUGAUGCUAAAGGAAACAAAACGACGAUCGCUACACAAACCGGACAUGACCCACCUGAUUUACAAUUCGACCCCAAAAAAUUAACUAAGGAUGAACACUGCUACGAAUGUAAAAUAAAUUUCGCAGAUCCUAAACCAAAAGAUUUGAUAAUGUAUUUACAUGCUUGGAAAUAUGAAGGGCCUGAUUGGAAAUAUGAAGCCAAAUUGCCGGAUUGGGCGAAAAUUUCAUAAAAUGAUAAAAUUGGACAUACCUUUACUAUCUAUUAUGUAUAAAACCAGUCUUCAAUUACGAUAAUAAAAAUUUUACUUAAAAUAUCUUGAAAGCCUAGAUUUAAGAUAUCUCUACUAAGAAAAAUUAUAUUUUAUGAGAGGUGAUAUAUUUUACAAAAAAUUUAUAUGAAAUACAAUCACUUGGAAACAUUUGACUAAAAAAGCUUUAAAAUUAUAAACUUCUUGUUAUAUAUGUACAUAUUAAAAAGGAUCAAGCAAUUAUUUUAUAUUUUAUUGCUUGAUUUUUUGAGAAAAUUUACAGACUUAAAGCUGUUUUAAUAUUUAACUUUCUUUAAAUUUAAAGAGCGUG
Messenger RNA from Condylostylus longicornis, 2335 nucleotides. Its product is annotated as pseudouridylate synthase RPUSD2-like. The transcript has 2 exons. NCBI's taxonomy places the organism in Eukaryota, Metazoa, Arthropoda, Insecta, Diptera, Dolichopodidae. Gene Ontology annotation, biological process: pseudouridine synthesis. The record is from RefSeq and is a predicted model, not a curated record. The coding region runs from base 163 to 1986 and encodes 607 amino acids. Gene Ontology annotation, molecular function: pseudouridine synthase activity; RNA binding.